This is a messenger RNA of Grammomys surdaster, 2231 nucleotides long. It is a transcript of the gene Fam241a, whose product is annotated as family with sequence similarity 241 member A. The transcript is spliced from 2 exons. The record is from RefSeq and is a predicted model, not a curated record. Gene Ontology annotation, cellular component: intracellular membrane-bounded organelle. Lineage: Eukaryota; Metazoa; Chordata; Mammalia; Rodentia; Muridae. The coding region runs from base 140 to 529 and encodes 129 amino acids.
GAGCGGCUGACAGGAGGGGCGGGCGGCUCCAGCACUUCUGGCGCCCAGGCCGGUGAGCGCGCUUCUAGGAUUCCCGUCUGCGUCCGGAGUCCCGGUGUGGCCAGCGGCAGCCGUGCGGGCGGCCGGAGUCGGCGGUGGGAUGUGCUCCGCCAGGAAGCUGCUGCGGGGCGGCGCCGGCGGCGGGGAGCGCGACGAGGACGGGGCGGCGCCGGCAGGGCUGGCUGAGGAGCGGGAGCCCGGGGCAAGCCCGCGGCGCCGGCGGCCGCAGGACGAGGGCGAGCAGGAUGUUGAAGAACCACAAAACCACUCUGGCGAACCCAUUGGAGAUGACUACAAAAAGAUGGGAACACUUUUUGGUGAACUGAACAAAAACCUCCUCAACAUGGGCUUCACAAGGAUGUAUUUCGGAGAGCGAAUUGUGGAACCAGUAGUGGUCGUUUUCUUUUGGCUUAUGCUAUGGUUCCUGGGCCUGCAAGCCCUUGGACUAGUUUCUGUUCUUUGCCUUGUCAUUAUUUAUGUACAGCAGUAAAACACUGGACAUUUGGUAGCCAUGUAUGUAACUGAUAGAACUAUACACUUGGGCUAUUUGAAAGCCAAAAUAGUUUGACAUAUUUCAUAUUGUGUACUGGCUAUUUUGUAAUUUAAAUUAUAAAUGAGUGUUCUUUAAAACUCAACUCUUUGUUAUAACAAGGAUGAAUAUAUAUUUUUGACUAUCAAUUAGCCUAUUCAAAUCUUUUUCACUCCUAUGAUCUGUACCUACCUUUAGAUACCACUUCCCCAUGCCAAAUCUGAACAUCACAAAACAGCGACUGGGCAAAUAGCAUGGCAUGGAGUUGCAGUGAAACGCUAUAGUUCUUGUAAAGUUCCAGUAAAAACAUGUUGAAAGAAAAAGGGGAAAUGUACCUACAAAUAAGUUUUAAUUGGAAAACUGUUGCACCUGCACCUCCCGUUGAAAAAUCCCAUUUUGGGGAUAUAUUUGUCUCUGUUAUCUCUGCGUAGUAUAAAACAAAGUAACUGAUACCUGCCACUAUCACGGCAGUGCUGUGAAGGUAAUAACGCUAGUGUGUUCAAACUGAAAAUAAUAUAUUUAUUGGUGGUGGUGGUGUUUUGAGUUAAAUGUAAGUUUUUAUAUGUUAUACUCGGGCCUUCAUGAGAUUGUAAAGUUAGAGAUGAUUCUGGUGCUAACUUCUUUUUGUGAAUUCUAUGGCCGGAUGCCUGGCAGUGCCUGCCAUCCUGUCCCUAGCCGCUUGUAUGUUUUUUCUAGAGACAUUUUCGAUGCAUUUUUCCCCAAAAAGUUCAUAAUUUUAUAGUUCUUUUCUAACAAUUACUCUAAGAUGUAAAAUGAUGCAUUUUCUGUCAUGGCAUGGAGUUUUCCUCCCAAAAGAGUGAUUUCUGUCUUAUUUGAGAAAAAAAUCAAAUAAUUUUUCUUUGAUAUCUGUGUUAAGGAGUACAGAAGUACAGAAUCAAAUCACUUGUUUAAAUUUAGAACUCAGUAGCCACUUGUAAUAUUCUAAGAUUAAAGCCAGUUGGCUAGCCAUGUCUCUAAUGUAUACUAUGGAGUUUUAUAAAAACAAGCAUUUCUUUAAAUACAUUUUGAAAAUGAAAAAUGACUUUGAUAUUUUCAGUUUUGCUAAAAAGCUUGAAAUCUUAUACUUUUGUCUAAGAGUCAUCUUUUUGAACAAAGAAAUUUAAAUACAAAAGUGAUGUGGUGAGGCAUUUUUGUUUGACAAGCCCUGCUUAGUUAAUUUAUUUAAAGUGUGUCUACUAGGCCGCUUUGUAAAGUUCUUACUCAUGCAAUUUUGAACAUUAUUCUGCAAGAAAUUCUGAAGCAGAAAAUUCGACUUAAGUGAGAACAUUUAACUUGGCUUUCUGAAAUCAGUAAUCCUGCACAGCAGACGUCAGGAGCACAGACUGUACUGUGCAUCUCUAUGUUGUACAUAAACAUAGGCCUUAAAAUUUGGCUUUUCAAAAACCAAAGUUUGUACUAUAUCAUUGUUUUUUUAUUGUGUUUACAAUAUUUUUACGUUUACCUUUGCAAGCUUAGUAUCAAUGUCCGCCGGGUGUUUGGAAAAAGGUCUCCUUUUAUAUAGUAGGAUUGCAAGGUUCCAAUAGAAUCCAUGAAAGUUUGCGUAAGUGCACAAAAUGCUAAUGAGUACAUUCUUCCCCAGUGCCACCAGGAAAGCCAGUUUCUUUUUGGAUGCAAAAUAAAAGAUACAGUGCACAUAAUAGCA